Esox lucius (northern pike) is the source of this 2960-nucleotide messenger RNA. It is a transcript of the gene gde1, whose product is annotated as glycerophosphodiester phosphodiesterase 1. Lineage: Eukaryota; Metazoa; Chordata; Actinopteri; Esociformes; Esocidae. The coding region runs from base 335 to 1342 and encodes 335 amino acids. Gene Ontology annotation, biological process: lipid metabolic process. Gene Ontology annotation, molecular function: phosphoric diester hydrolase activity. The transcript is spliced from 6 exons. The record is from RefSeq and is a predicted model, not a curated record.
GUUUAACAGCCGUAGGCGCUAAACAAUCGCGUUCUGAACGCAUUAAUUCUGACCCCUUUGGCGUUCCAUAGAAAUUGCUAAUACAUUGUGAAAUAACGUCUUUCCCGGGUGGAGACCUUAUAUUUACCAGUCUAUGAUAUUUACAGUCUAUGGUGGAGACAGGAAAGAUAAAGUCAAAAGGGACUGGAUCCUCAGUCGCUUCCCUAACCAAGAUUAGGUACAGUAGUAGUGCGGCAGUUCCACUGUAUGUAGCCUACCAUAUACAUACAUUUCUUUGUUUAGCCACAUAAAUGAUAACAUUUAUUUAAGAAAAUAAGCCGUAGGCAGUUCAAAUAUGCUGCAAGUCGGAGACGAACUCACCCUUUUCUCGGUCGUGUUUGUGGGCACACUCCUUGGGACCCGGAGCCCGAUAUGGUCCACCGCCCUCACAGCCUGUCUGUACGCCUUUCUGAUUUUGUUCCGGUUUCCACAAGUCCCGUCCAUGCGGGCAAGACAGGUUCUUCGGCCCACCAAGAACGCUGCGGCUGGUGGGGUGUCCAUCGUUGCUCACCGAGGCGGAGGGCACGAUGCGCCUGAGAACACCAUAGCUGCUAUCCGGGAGGCCCAUAAGAACGGGGCGACGGGUGUGGAAUUGGACCUGGAGUUUACCUCAGAUGGGGUCCCGAUCCUGAUGCAUGAUGAAACUGUAGACAGAACCACCAACGGGUCAGGACCACUUGCACAGCUGAGCUUUUCAGAGCUGAGCAAGCUGGACGCUGCUGCCAAGCACCGCCUUAGUGACAGGUUCCAGGGAGAGAAGAUACCCAUGCUGUUGGAUGCUGUGGAGGAAUGCAUCAAACUGCAGCUCACCAUCUACUUCGAUGUCAAAGGUCACCCAGACGAGGCAGCAGCAGCUUUUAAGGAGCUGUAUCAGAAACAUCCAAUCCUUUACAACACUAGCAUCGUGUGCUCCUUCGAGCCCAAAGUCAUCUACAAGCCACCCGUUCCACUGCCUGACUUCUCAACCUUGACCCCAGAUGCGACAGGCCGACCCGGACGUGGUCACGGCGCUGACCCACCGGCCGUGGAGCCUGUCCCAGUUCGGGGACGGAGCGCCGCGCUUCUCGUCGCCAUGGAAACACCACUGGAUGCGGGCGUUGGACGUCAUUCUCGACUGGGCUCAUCAUCACCUGCUAUGGAAGCUCUGCGGGGUCUCGGCUUUCCUGGUGCAGAAGAACUUCAUAUCUCCGGACUAUGUCCAGUACUGGGCCCAGAGAGGGGUGGAGUUAGUGGGCUGGACUGUCAACACAGCUGUGGAGAAACAAUAUUACCAGGAGACACUGGAUAUCAACUACAUCACUGACAGUCUGUUGGAGGACUGUGAUCCUCAUUACUGAAGUACACACACACACACACACACAGAAUUACACAACCUGUAUGCCUUGGUUUUAUUACACAAACACAAAAACACUUUCAUUCAAGAUGCAAAAUGUGUCAUGGAAACACAGGUUCCUGUCUGAAAAGAAAUUAACCAUCUACAAAACUUGACUGCAGACUAAUGAGCAAAAUAGUAAGAGAAUGUUUUGAGUAAAAUAUCCCUUUAAUUCAAAUAAAGAAAAACAUGCCAGAUGGAUGCGCGCACACAAGCGCGCAAACUGACACAAGCACAAACAAACAGUAAAGAAAGUUUGCCCACGGUAAGUAUUCAGAACACUUCACUUUCUCCACUUUUUUGUUGUGUUAUGGACUUCAUUUUUAAUUUAUUUAAAUAUAUAUAUUUGGGCAAUCAAUCUACACCAUUUUUAAAAAUUAUUUUACAUUUAUUGAAAAUGGAAAACCUUUGCCAUUACACCACAAAUUGAGCUUGGAUGCAUUUUGUCAUUUGAUGCCUCUAGAACUUGAUUGGAGUCCACCUGUGGCAAAUCUAAUUCAUUAGAAAUUAUUUAGAAAGACACACAGUUGUCAGUGCUAUAUCUUAGAUUUUACAAUGCAUGCCACUCUUGUUUAAAAGGAAUAUGACAUGCCUUCUGAGGGGCUGUGAGAGCACGAUGGGGGAAAUAUCAUCUUGUCUGGUGGGACCAAAAUCAAACUAUUAGGUCUGAAUACAAAGCACUACAUCUGGUUCAGAAUAAGGUGCCAGUCAUUAUCUAGUGAAAACCUUCCCUACGGUGAAGCAUGGUAGCGUAAGCAUCAUGCUAUUGGGACAUUUCUUUAGAGACAGUGACUGGGAGACUGGUCAGGAUUGAAGGAAGAAUAAACAGCGUAAUUUAUAGAGGACGUUGAAGAAAACCUUAUGAAGAGCGCACUGGACCUCAGACUGGGAUAAAGAUUCAUCUUUCAACAAGGCAGUAACCUGAUGCACACAGCCAAGACAACGGCUUCGGGACAAGUCUGUGAAUAUCCUUGAGAUGCCCAGCCAAAGCAUGGACUUGAAGCCGUUGGAAUCUGUGUGGAGCCUGAAGAUUGCAGUUCGCUGAUGCUCCCCAUUCAGGAUCUAUGAGAACAAUGGAAAAAAAACCAGCCCCGAUUCAAGUGUUCAAAGCUGGUAGAGGAAUGCCCGAGAAGACUUGAAGCUGUGAUUGCUGCCAAUUUAAUUAAUAAAUGGUCUGAAAACAUAUUUUGUGUGGAUUGAUGGCUAAUGUAAUAAUUUAUUCCUAUAACACAACCAAAACCUGGACAAAGUGUUCUAAGAACUUUCCUAAGGCCCUGCUUGUCUCCAUCAUGACUCAAUAUUCACUAAUGUACUGUAUACACCAACUCAGGGGCACACCUUCUGCAGCCUAAGUCUCCGUCUAAAUACGAACAUUAUAUUCCCACACAAUGCAAUAAUGUGUUUUUCUGAACUGGGAUGUAUGAGUCAGGACCAAUCAAUGUACAUCCAACUGUUCCUCCACUGAGAUGUAUAAAAUACAGGAAGAUGCAUUAACUCUGAUGCAGUGGUCUUAUUAGGUUGACAAAAAAUAAAGUGCAAUAUGGAUGGA